This is a messenger RNA of Melanotaenia boesemani (Boeseman's rainbowfish), 1146 nucleotides long. RefSeq names its product 3-mercaptopyruvate sulfurtransferase-like. Lineage: Eukaryota; Metazoa; Chordata; Actinopteri; Atheriniformes; Melanotaeniidae. Gene Ontology annotation, molecular function: thiosulfate-cyanide sulfurtransferase activity. The coding region runs from base 75 to 953 and encodes 292 amino acids. Gene Ontology annotation, biological process: transsulfuration. The record is from RefSeq and is a predicted model, not a curated record. Gene Ontology annotation, cellular component: mitochondrion. The transcript is spliced from 2 exons.
UUUCUCUAUCAAUCGUAACCUUUGGCCAAGGAUAAAGUCUACAGUAACAGACUUUACAUUAUAGUGACAGCAAUAUGGCUCUUCAAGCUAGGGCUCUGGUUACCUCUAAAUGGCUUGCGGAGGCUGUGAAAGUACGAGGCAAACUGCGCGUUUUGGAUACUUCUUGGUAUUUACCCAAACUCCUCAGGCACGCAAAGAGCGAAUUUAAGAAGAGGCAUAUACCUGGAGCAGUUUUCUUUGACAUAGACCAAUGCUGUGACAAAACCUCCCCUCUGGACCACAUGUUGCCAUCUGAGAAGGUUUUUGCAGAUUAUGUGGGCAAUUUGGGCAUAGAGAGCGACUCGCACGUCGUGGUCUACGACUGCAGUGAAUUCGGUGCAUUUUCUGCGCCUCGUGUGUGGUGGAUGUUCCAGGUGUUUGGGCAUAGUACGGUGUCCGUGUUGAACGGGGGUCUCGUAAACUGGGUGCUGGAGGGUCGGCCAGUGAAUGACCAGUACGUCAGACCUACGCGGACCGAGUUUAAAGCCUCUGUGAACCGGUCAUGGGUAAAGACCUAUGAGGAUAUCCUGAAUAACCUGGAUACAAAGGAAUUCCAGGUGGUGGAUGCCAGGCCUUCUGGCAGGUUUAGAGGACUGGACCCUGAACCCAGAGACAACACAGAGCCAGGCCACAUCCCGGGCUCCAUCAACAUCCCUUUCUACUCAUUGUUGUCCUCCUCUGGUCACUUCCUUCCCAAGGAGCAACUGCGGGAUCUCUUCAUUCACGCUGGUGCGGACCUCACGCGUCCCAUAUGUGUCUCAUGUGGCUCUGCCGUGACAGCGUGCCACGUGGCACUGGCAGCCCAUGAGUGCGGACACCCAGGAGUGUAUGUGUAUGAUGGUGGGUGGUCAGAGUGGUACACCCGCGCCGUGCCAGAGAACGUCAUAUCUGAAGGCAGAGGAAAACAUUUGUGAUUGGUAGAGGACACCAGAUGAUGUGACUGAUGGCUGGAACUGGAUCAGACUCAAAACGGAUCAAAAGAAUUUAUGUUUGGGGUGUCUUGAGGUUAAUGCCAGCAAAUGUAUUAAAGCUAACUAGCUAAACUAACUAAACUAACAUCAAAACAGGAAUAGUGGGACACAGCUAACCUUUCUCUGUCAAAAGUUA